AUGGGCAUCUCGGGCCUCCUCCCCCUCCUCAAGGACAUCCAGUCGCACCGCCAUGUAGCAGACUACCGCGGCCAGACGCUCGGCAUCGAUGCCUACGUCUGGCUCCACCGCGGCGCCUACGGCUGCGCACGCGACAUCCUAAACGGCCUGCCCACCGACCGCUACAUCGCCUACGCCGUCGGCCGCAUCCGCAUGCUCCAGCACCACGGCGUCAAACCCUACCUCGUCUUUGACGGCGACAAGCUGCCCGCAAAGCAGGGCACCGAAGACGACCGCGACCAGCGCAGGCGCGACAACCUCGAAAAGGCGCGCUCCCUCGAACGCGCCGGAAAAGCCCACGAGGCCCGCGACCUCUAUGCAAAGUGCGUCGACAUCACCCCCGCCAUGGCCUACCAGCUCAUCAAGCUCCUCCGCCGCGAGGGGAUCCCCUACGUCGUCGCACCCUACGAGGCAGACGCCCAGCUCGCCUACCUCGAGCGCCACGGCAUCAUCGACGGCAUCAUCACCGAGGACUCGGACCUCCUCGUCUUUGGCUGCGAAAAGGUCCUCUUCAAGCUCGAGCAGGCCGGACAGUGCAUCGAGAUCCUCCGCUCCCGCUUCGCCCUCACCCGCCAGGUCAUCCUCUCCGGAUGGACCCCCGUCGAGUUCCGCCAGAUGGCCAUCCUCAGCGGCUGCGACUACCUCCCCUCGAUUGUCGGCAUGGGCCUCAAAAACGCCCACCGCCUGCUGCGCAGGUACAAGACCGUCGAAAAGGUCCUCCAGGCCGUCCGCCUCGAGGGAAAGAUGCGCGUCCCCGCCACCUACGCCCGCGAGUUCCGCAAGGCCGAGCUCACCUUUGUCCACCAGCGCGUCUGGGACCCGCGGCAGGCCAGGAUGACGACUCUGACCCCGCUGCCCGACGGCACCCUCGAUGAGAUGGUGCCCUUCAUCGGCGCCCCUAUCGACGAUGAGCUGGCCAGGCAGAUUGCCGAGGGCGACGUCGACCCCGUCACGCGCCUGCCCAUGGUUGACCUCGUGCCAUCGCAGCAGAGGCCGUCGACAUCGGCGGCGGCGGCGGCGGCGGCGGCGGGAGCAGGGGCCGGGAGCCUGGCGAGGGCUGGCUUCGUGGCCAACCCGAGGAGCACGAGCUGGACCGGCUCGGCCAGCGGGCCGUCGCGUCCGGCCGCUCUUGCGCGAUCGACGACGACGACCGCGGCAGGAGGCGGCUCCGGACCGUCCCUCUCGCCCUUCUACCGAUCGUCGAACGGUCCCACCAAAAAGCCCGUGUCGACCGAGGCCGGCCUGCAGACGAUCAAGAACUUCUUCGGGUUCAAGCCGUCCACCCCCAAGGCCAAGCUCGGGGCGACUGCAAGGGCCGUCGAGUCCACCGUCCUGUCCGGCUCAAGCAGGGACGACGUCGUGGCAGGCAAGCCAUCGCCGCUGUCUGAGAGGGACACGAACGUUGUCGCACAGCCAUCGUCGCCUCUUCCAUCCUCGAGCCCCUUCGCAGUCGACAAGGGAAAGCGAAAGGCAGCCGACGCGGUUGAGGUGGACGAGAACUCAAAGCUGGGCAAUGCUGACGACGAGACGCCUCGGCCCGUCAAGAGCAAAUUCUUCAAGAAGGCGAUCGAAGAAAGUCCAACGGCGGUGGCGCCCGGCCCACUCGGAGACUCAAGAGCCGCGGGCAUUGCAGGCGCCGCUGCCACCGCAGCAGCAACGGCGGAGGCGGCGGCCUCGACUUACCUGGAGCUGGACGGCAGAACGCCCAAACGCGGCGUUCCGAGCCUCUCGCAGGCGACGCCAUCGAAGAUCUGGGAAGGCUGCGAAGACAUGGACGAGUUCAUCAAGUCGUCGCCGCUGCAGCAGCAACAGCGAGAUGGCUCGGGCUCAGGGCGGCAGAGUAGCAGCCGAUUGCAGCAAGUGCUGCGUGAGCCGGACUCGUUUCCGGAGCCGUCCCCCUUUGCCACGCCAUGGGACGAAGGUGGACAAACGCAGGACAUUGUCGAGUCUCUGCUCGCCGAAGGCGAGACGCAGCAAAGCAGCCUGGCCGGUGUCAGCAUCAUCGCUCAGGCGACGCCGACCAAACGGAAGCGACAACGGCUCGUCACUAGGGCGGAAGACGACGCCGCAAACGACUCGGACCACAGUAGCGGCUUCAUCUCCAGCCCCGCGUCGUCGGUGCGGCCGCAGCGGCGGCACCGCCGAAUGAGCUCCGACGCCUUUGGCGAGUCCGCCGACGAGGGCCGUCCGGGCGAUGACGAGGAGGACGACACGAUGCCAUCGUCGCCCAUCUCGCCGAUCAAGGCUCGCAUCGGCAAGACGGCGGAGCUGCAGUGGAUGGACAGCGACCUGACUUCCGCAUCGGUCGAGGUCCAGGCAUCGUCGGACCCAAUCGAGCCAGACGACCUCCUGCAGCCUCUGCAGCAGCAGCCGCAGCAGCAGCAGCAGCAACAGCAGAGCAAGGCCGAAGACGUGGCGAAGGCGGUGGGACGAAGCUUGAUGGCCCAGUUCGGCUGGCAGGGCGGCGUCGGCAGCGGCACCUCACCACCUGCACUGGGUGUCGCUGCCGCGAGCAAGAAGAUCUCGCCUCCGCCCGGACGCAAGGGCAUUCGCAGCGUGUCGGACCAGACGCCGAUCCGACCAUCGACCGGCGCGGCGCUGCAGCCGAUCUCAAAUCGUACGCCGACGCCAAUCGUCGCGGCUGCGGGGAAGGCGUCUGCGCCGCUGGUCAAGCUUGAGGCCUUCCGAUACGGCAACGGCAACGGCGCCGGGCCCGGCCACACCGCAGCCUCUCCAGCCAGCGCAGCGGGAGGCCUGAGCACCCCGGGCACGAAGGCAAAGAUGCUGCGGACGGUCUCGGACUCUGUCGGACCGACGGCGGCGUCGAGCGAGGCCAAGAAGGCCAGGCCCACGCCGAGCCGGGCCGUUUCGUGCUCGACCAAGGCGCGAUUGACGUUCAUCGGCGACGACGACGCUGAGAACGACGCAGGCAUGGCGGAGACAGCGGUGGCGGGCGCGGCUGGCAUCCGAGCCAACCGACUGGAAAGGUUCCGCUUCACUGGCGGCGGUGGCGGCGGCUAA
Molecule: messenger RNA, 3060 nt
Organism: Pseudozyma flocculosa PF-1
Lineage: Eukaryota; Fungi; Basidiomycota; Ustilaginomycetes; Ustilaginales; Ustilaginaceae
Exons: 1
Coding region: 1-3060 (1019 amino acids)
Biological process (GO): DNA recombination; DNA double-strand break processing; mismatch repair
Cellular component (GO): nucleus
Molecular function (GO): DNA binding; 5'-3' DNA exonuclease activity; metal ion binding
Source: RefSeq, a predicted model, not a curated record